GCGCACGCGUGCGAAACUGCGUGGGAAUGGCUGUUUGUGUGAUCGAGGGGGUUGGGCCGCUUGGAGCGAGCGGUGAGCUGCAUGAGUUUGUAAUGUCCGCCAUGUUGGCCAUGGCGUAUUGAACCGGGGAGGAACAGCGGAGCCUAGGAGAGAAAGAGACCGACAGAGAGCGACCGAGACCCGGGCCUGCCCGGCUCUGUUCGCGCUGCUAGCCAAGCCCGCCCUCAAUCGACCGCCUGACUCUGAGACCGUCACAGAUUCAUCCAUGAGAACUCGAGGCAGACCUGCUGUUAUUCCUAGCAGAUCGAAUAGAUUUAUGCUGCAUCUUUUAUUAUAAAAAUGAGUAAAUUGUCGUUUCGGGCACGGGCGCUGGAUGCUAGUAAGCCCCUGCCCGUCUUCCGCUGCGAGGAUUUGCCAGACCUGCACGAAUAUGCCUCAAUCAACCGGGCAGUGCCGCAGAUGCCAACUGGGAUGGAAAAGGAGGAGGAAUCGGAGCACCAUCUCCAGCGGGCCAUCUCGGCGCAGCAGGUGUACGGAGAGAAGCGGGACAACAUGGUCAUCCCCGUGCCCGAGGCAGAGUGCAACAUCACGCACUACGAGUCCCUCUACCCCGGGGAGUUCAAAAUGCCAAAGCAGCUUAUUCACAUACAGCCUUUCAGUUUGGAUGCAGAGCUGCCAGACUACGACCUAGAUUCGGAGGAUGACACGUUUGUGAAUAAGCUGAAGAAGAAAAUGGAAAUCACGGCCCUGCAGUUUGAAGAGAUGAUAGACCGACUGGAGAAAGGCAGCGGACAGCAGCUCGUCAGCCUCCAGGAGGCCAAGCUGCUGCUGAAGGAGGACGACGAGCUGAUCAAGGAGGUGUUUGACUACUGGAGCCGCAAAAGGAAAACCUGCAAGAUCGGCUGGCUCAUCCCCACCGUCAAGCAGGAGAAGAGGGACGGCUCGAGCACCAGCGACCCCUACGUGGCCUUCCGCCGACGGACCGAGAAGAUGCAGACCAGGAAGAACCGAAAGAAUGACGAGGCGUCAUAUGAGAAGAUGCUGAAGCUGCGCAGGGACCUGAGCCGAGCUGUCACCAUCUUGGAGAUGAUCAAAAGGAGGGAAAAGAGCAAGAGGGAACUGCUGCACCUCACACUGGAAAUAGUAGAAAAGAGGAACACGAUGCCAGACUUUGGCAGCGAGGUGAUGGCUGAAGCACUGGCGCAGCGAGCUCUAGUGAAACCUGUCUACACCAUCCCCAUCAUUCCCCUGUCCAGCAGUAACCAGUACAGACACCAGGACCACUUGGACAUGAAGGACUACAAGAAACCUGAGAAGACGGAAGCAGUGCGAACCAAAAGGAAAUACGAGAAGAAGCCCAAAAUCCCUCCACCGUCAGCGCCGCAGCAUUCAGGGCCGUCCGUGUUCAAUCCCAAGGACCUCAACCAGUACGAUUUCCCCAGCUCGGACGACGAACCGUUCUCACAGAUCUAUUCAGGUUCCUCGGAGGCGGAAGAGGAGAAUGACCCAGAUGGCUGCUAUGCGUUCAGGAGAAAGGCCGGCUGUCAGUACUACGCUUCUCGUCCAGACCAGAGUGGCAGCUGGCCCUGGGUGAGCCCGUCAGAGGGAGGGCUCGGCGACCCUCGUUUCCGAUACUGUCUGACCUCGCUGAACGUGCCACGACGCUGCAUAGGAUUGGCGCGGCGUCGCGUGGGCAGAGGGGGAAGGGUCUUGUUGGACAGAGCGCACACAGAUCUAGACGGCAUCUGCCUGGACUCCGACCCGGAGCCCGAACCACUCGCCUCACCACUUUCAAGCUCUCCGCUCCGCAAUUCCAACGCCAGUACCUCAGAAACCAAUACCUCGGACCCGACCCGCUCCACCCGCCUCCCCUCGUCUUCGCCCCUGUCGUCGUCGACGCCUAUGGACCUCAGCCAGAUUCUUUUGAACAUUAAAGCUAGCCGCUGGAGGCACUUCCGACCACGGACGCUAUCCCAUCACCCUUCGGGUGGGGGAGACAUGUCUCGUAGGGGUUUUGGAGAUUUUAGUCGCACGGUGUCAGGACUAACACGGACCCUGUCUGGAGGAGCCAGCGCCCAGAACCGCAUGGGGUCGGCCACCACUCCUGUCCAUGUGUUCACGGCUGAGCAGUACCAGCAGCACCAGGAGCAGCUGGCCCUCAUGCAGAAACAGCAGCUGGAGCAGAGCCAACAGCAGCAACAAGCCAGCAACCCCGUACCGUCCACCAACGCACAGGCGCUCGUGUCCAAGACGUUGGAUCAGGCCAGCGCCCAGUUCGCUGCUUCAGCUCUCGUCACCACGGAUCAGCUGUUGACUUUUCCCAAGUCCAAAGAUGAGCUUGUGCUGGCGAGUGGAGUCAACGGGGUCCUGGCAGGGGCAGGUGUCUUCAAAGGUCUGCACCUCUCCAGCACCGCGGCGUCACACACUACCACCGCCCCGACUUUCCUCCAGCCCUCCUCCAACUCGGCCACCCCGCUGCCCGCCAGCGCCGUCCCCGCCUCCCUCAACUCCACCCCCGGCGCUCACGCGGCGGCGACGGCGCUGGGGCUCCUGGGGUGCAGCGCCGCCGGUGCCACCCCCGCCACCACUCAGGUCCUCAUCGGGAACAACAUCUGCCUGAGCGUGCCGUCGGCCGCCAGCCUGCCUGGACGCCACAUCCCCCGGACCCUCGGCAAUGUGCCACCCUCUGCCUUAAAGCUGUCCACCACCACCAACCUGCAGAUGCCCAAAGUCUCUGGAGCGUCGUCCAUGGACAUGAGCUCCAGGGAAAACCACGACGAAGACAAGCCUGCACUGAACAGUAUAGCAGACAACACAGUGGCCAUGGAGGUGACGUAGUAGCGGUGCAGUGAAGAGUCCACUCUUUAGGUGCUGUGCAUCGUAGCAUCGGGAAUGCAAAAGGGACAGCGGGACUCGGAGCGGCAGAACGACGAGCGGCCGCAGCCGCUCGCUCACUAUUCUCAUCUCUCAUCCUUUUUAAGCCGUUUUUCCUUUUCGCUUUUUGUUACUGUUAAAAAUAAAAAUAUUGACACGUGUAAAUUAUGAAUAUGGCAAAAUUAGUAUCUGUACAGUAACUGCAUAUUUGUAAUAUCCCCCUUGUAUAUAUUACUUGAAUACAGAACUGUCCAUUUGUGAUGUUUUGCACUUGGGAGUCAAAGUUAAAGGAAAAAAAAGAAAGCCAAGUAACUUGUGGCGAGCGGGAAAGAAGUGGGAGUUGUAUAGAGAAGAGUUUUAUCACAUCAUGUGCAUGGUGCGGAGCCUGCUGUUUUUAUCUAUUUAUUGUGCUGUGUUUACAGUUUUUUUUUUUCCUGUUUUGUUUUUGGUUUGGUUUGUUCCUUUUUUUUUUAAAUUUUUUUUUUUUUUUUAUUUGUACACUGUACCUUCGUUGGUUCCUGUGCUGUAGUAAAUGUUAGGUAGCUACGGACUCCUGGGUAUUUUUGUAUAUUGUGAACACAAAAAGCAGGUUCCCUCCCCCCAUGUUUAUUUUGGGUCCCUGUGCUUCUCUCUGUGGAUCAUGUGAAUAAUCAGUGGUGACAUACAUACAGACCAGGAGGCCGGGAGGAGGAUGGAGAGGCGGUGGUGUGUUGGCAGGUGACUGGAUCCCUCGUAGAGAGGCGCUCCUCUCUUCCAGGGAGCUUCCGUUAACAUUGUCCCAAACACAAGUAACAAAACAGGGAUGAAGUCUCUUCCCAGAAGCGUCAGCUGCUUCUGAUCCAAGCACUAUUUUUCGUGAUGUUUUUUGUCAUGGUUUUGAUAACUAUCAAUGCUGCUUUUGUAUUUAGUUUUUAAAGGGGUCGCAGUCCCCUUUCUAUUUGUUUUAUCCAACAAACAUUUUUCUAAAACGAGAAUUCAGUUAUUUUUGUAUUUGUUUUUAUUUUUAUUUUUUUUUUCUUGUGGUAAACUUGAUUGUAAGCUCUUCGUUUAUUGAAAGACUUCAUUCUUUUGUUAAUUUGUUACUUGUUCAUGCAUAGGUGAUAAGGGAGGUGAAUGGGCAGUGAUCGCUGUACGUGUUUCAUCAUUCCAGUUUUUAAAUACAAAAGAUGCUAACGAGGGGAAGGAGGGGUUGUGAGAAGAAGAGGUCUCUUCCUCAUUUUCUUUAAGUUCCUUUUUUUUUUCUUAUUUUUUUUUUUUUUUUCUUUGAAAAAUGAAUCUCCAGACGGCUGCAAGGCCAAAAACCACAAGUAUUGGGUGCCUUCCUUUGGGGAAUUUAAUGUACUCUCUUCUGUGAAGAGUUAGGCACAAAGGCAGCAUUACAUAGUAGUGCUUUUGUCUUUGUCAGAAUCUGAAUGCCCAGUCCAAUGGCAGGAUAUAUCCUUGAGGUUUACUUGUCCCACCUGGAGGCUGAAAAGACUAAAAAAAAAAAAAAAAAAAAAAAAAUGUGACAGAUCUCUCACUAAAAUAAGACAAUAAAGCCCAGGGCAUUAAAUGUGAA
Messenger RNA from Mugil cephalus (flathead mullet), 4432 nucleotides. RefSeq names its product enhancer of polycomb homolog 1-like. The transcript is spliced from 14 exons. The coding region runs from base 340 to 2838 and encodes 832 amino acids. Lineage: Eukaryota; Metazoa; Chordata; Actinopteri; Mugiliformes; Mugilidae. Gene Ontology annotation, cellular component: piccolo histone acetyltransferase complex. Gene Ontology annotation, biological process: regulation of transcription by RNA polymerase II. The record is from RefSeq and is a predicted model, not a curated record.